AUGCCGCGCGACAGCAAUCGUGGAAGAUUGCGCUCGCACGAAGCCUGCCUCAAUUGCAGGAGAAAGAAAACUCGGUGUCCGGCUGAGAAGCCAGCCUGUUCCAGUUGUGUUCGCCUGAACCAGCCAUGCCUAUACACGUCGGUGCCAAGAGGCUCUCGCAGUGGCCCAUCGGCUGAUAGGUUGGCCUACUUGGAAGAGAAAGUGAAUCUCAUCCUAAAUGGCAACAGAAAUGUCCCACCAGAGGCACAAUCUUACAGCAGCGCUAAAGAUGUCCCCGACACUACCUAUUCGGCGGCCUCUUGUCCAUCAUCCGCCGACAUGGGUGGUAACCUCAACGAGUCCUUUCUGCUCGGGAUGAGCUUUGACGACUCAAAAGUUCGCCCAUCUUCACGGAUCACCCAGGCAAUAGAUCUCUACUUCCAAUACUGUCAUAGACAGCCUGUAUGGUGUUUCGAUCGCGAGGAAGUCAAAGACCCGAGCUAUAUAUCGGAGGAACUGGUAUGCAGUAUCCUUACACUCACGUCGCGCUUCUCACAAGAACGUGAUGAGAUGUUACAUUAUGGUGACACUGCUCGGACACUGGUCAUGCUUCGCAUUGCGAAUGGGACUGUUGAGCUUGAGACUAUUGAAAGUCUCUGUCUGCUUGCAUACUCCUCUUUCCUAGACGGAAAUGUACCCCUCGGCAGGUUUCAUCUUGGUCUUGCUCUUCAACUUUGUCGCUCUGCAAUGCUAGACCUUAAUUCCACAUACGGCAUCGAAUGCCCAUCGGUCGAGCGAAAGAAGAGGCUUUUUUGGAGUCUACAGUCACUUGAACAAUGCUACGGUCAAAUACACGGCUUUCUUAGCGUUCCAGCAGAUGUUUUGCGUCAAUUUUAUACGGCCAGCGGUGACGAGCAAGUCCUUCGGAAGAAUUCCGAGCCAAAGCCUCCACCGCUCCCGACUGAUGAAAUUGGUUGUUCCACUUCAGCGGACAUCGGGAUCUGGAGUUUGGCACUGCACUUCGGAUGGGUCUGGAGUCGGGUCAGAUCAUACGUCUUUGACUGUGCUCAGAGCAGGCUCAAGGAGCCCUGGCGACACGAUUCGAUGUAUGCAAUGGUGCUCUCCGAUCUCACAGAAAUCGAGAACAAACUCUCCAUGUGUCAUCGAUACGAUUCCGUCAAGUUCUACGAGCGCCGAGCAGAUGAACUGAGAAUAAACAGGGAAUACUGGGCUCCCUGGCUCAAACUGCAGUUUACCUAUCAUUCCAUAUUGACCGUGAUGAACCAUCCCUUCCUCUAUAUUGUGGCGUCUCAGUACAAUCACAACUUGACAAUUCCCAAUACCUUCUGGAGGCGAUCUUCAGAGCUCGUUCUUCUUCAUGCUACCUGGGUCGUUCGCAUGAUCGACAUGGUCGCCGAAAAGAAGAUGCGACUCAUCGACCCAUUCUUUGGACACGCGGCAGCCAUCGCAGCGACCGUACACCUCUACUACUGUUGCGCCGCUGAUCCAAGGUUAAAGUUCAAAUCAAAAACGGAUUUUGCAAAAUGCAGACGGUUUUUGAAGAGUUUUGUCUCCUUUUCCCCUGCAUGUGACUCGCUGGAUCAAACCCUGGAUAAGAUGACGCGCAUUGCAUCUGGGUCGGAGAAAGUGGACUUUGACUGGGAACCGUCCAAAAUCCAUCUAAGCAUCCCCCUGAUGUGGGAUCUCCUUCAAAUCAACUGUACACCAGACUCACAAGACGCCUCCGCCUCUGGCUUAUUACACCCUUCGCUUACCCCUGCAGUGUUUCCAGAGGAGAUGGAGAGCUCCACUUCUACUCUCGAGAUCAUCGUUGCGAUGUCCCCAGAGAUCAAUGUCAACACGGCCGAUGGGGGCUCGGCCGCCCAUGUGCCACCAAACCUACCGCACUUGUCUUCAAUGCCGGUCUCACCAGCUAACUCCAAUCCGGCUAUGGGAGACAAGCUAGUGGCACCUGCAGACAGUCUCAUGGCCAACACGCCUUGGUUAUGGACUGAUCCUUCACAAUUUGUUGAUAUGGAUAGCAUUGGCUAUGCCGAGUCGGAAUCUGCCAUGGGCAAUACAGGCGAUGGCUUUUCCACUUGGUGGGACAUUGGCAAUCUAUAA
This is a messenger RNA of Penicillium cinerascens, 2103 nucleotides long. RefSeq names its product putative C6 transcription factor. Gene Ontology annotation, biological process: DNA-templated transcription; regulation of DNA-templated transcription. Gene Ontology annotation, cellular component: nucleus. The coding region runs from base 1 to 2103 and encodes 700 amino acids. The record is from RefSeq and is a predicted model, not a curated record. NCBI's taxonomy places the organism in Eukaryota, Fungi, Ascomycota, Eurotiomycetes, Eurotiales, Aspergillaceae. The transcript is spliced from 6 exons. Gene Ontology annotation, molecular function: DNA binding; DNA-binding transcription factor activity, RNA polymerase II-specific; zinc ion binding.